UCUCCAUCUCAACGAAAACCUCGUCCUCGGCUGAGCUAAUUGCCAACAGCCUUUUUCUCCACCUCGUUCCUCCGUCUCUCCCGCCCGCCGCCGUGCCUGCGCGCGCGCGCGUCUUUGCGACUUCGAGAGAGAGCAAGAGAUGUCGGGAGACGCGGUCGAAGGGUCCCGGGAAGGCGAGAGCCAACAAGCGGAGACAGCUUCUCCGGGGCUCAUCAACGGGAGGAAGCUCUCGACCCAAAAGUUGAGCAGAUACGACUCUUUAGACGUCGAAUCCGCUAAAUACCCCGGUCAGCAUCCUCAUGGCUCCAAGCAAGUGGUGGAGUGGAGGGUGAUACUAACCCUGGCGUUCCAGAGCAUCGGGAUAGUGUACGGCGACAUCGGCACGUCGCCGCUCUACGUGUUCCGGAGCACCUUCACCGGGGGCAUCAAGCACAACGAUGACGUCCUGGGCGUCCUCUCGCUGAUCCUCUACACCAUCACCUUGAUCCCUCUCAUGAAGUACGUCUUCAUCGUCCUGCGCGCCACCGACAACGGCGACGGAGGGACGUUCGCAUUAUACUCACUGUUAUGCCGAUAUGCAAGGGUUGGGUUGAUCCCGAGUCAGCAACCGGAAGAUCAAGACGUGUCUAAUUUCCAGUUGGAGCUGCCGAGCAAUCGCCUACUAAGGGCAUCGAAGCUCAAGUCCAAGCUCGAGAAGAGCUGGUUUGCCAAGUUCUUCUUGCUCUUCGCCACCAUGCUCGGCACUUCCAUGGUCGUUGGUGAUGGUGUCCUCACUCCUUGCAUCUCCGUUCUGUCAGCUGUUGGAGGGAUAAAGCAAGCUACUUCUGCAGUGACAGAAGAUAUGAUAGUAUGGAUUUCGGUGGCGAUACUGGUGGGCUUGUUCGCGGUCCAAAGGUUCGGGACUGAUAAAGUCGGAUAUAGUUUCGCUCCAAUCAUAUGUGUUUGGUUCGCAUUUAUCAGCACGAUUGGUUUCUACAAUUUCGUCAAGUACGACCCCGGAGUCAUCAAAGCCAUCAAUCCGGUUUACAUCAUUGAUUAUUUUCGGAGGAACAAAAAGGAGGGAUGGAUAUCUCUCGGUGGCAUUGUCCUAGCCAUAACAGGAACGGAGGCAUUAUUCGCCGAUGUUGGACACUUCACGGUCCGCUCGAUACAGAUAAGCAUGUGUGCCGUGACGUACCCCUCACUCGUAUUGGCGUACACUGGGCAGGCCUCGUUUCUUCGCAAGCAUAACGAUCUUGUCGAUGACGCAUUCUUCGAAUCUACACCCGGGCCUUUAUAUUGGCCGAUGUUCGUGAUCGCUGUACUGGCCGCAAUCAUUGCGAGCCAAGCUAUGAUCUCAGGGACGUUUUCGAUCAUCCAACAAUCGCUCUCUCUGGGGUGUUUUCCUCGCGUGAAAAUUGUGCAUACAUCGUCGAAAUACGAAGGACAAGUUUACAUACCAGAGAUUAAUUAUCUCCUGAUGUUGGCAUGCGUUGCGAUCACUCUUGGCUUCAGGACUACCGAGAAAAUAGGCAAUGCCUACGGCAUAGCGGUGGUCUUUGUGAUGACCCUCACAUCUGGAUUCCUGGUGCUCAUCAUGAUCAUGAUAUGGAAAUGGAACAUCUUCGUUGUCAUCACGUAUGUUCUAGUUGUGGGCAGUGUGGAGCUUCUCUACUUAAGCUCAGUCCUCUACAAAUUCUACAGAGGAGGAUACCUUCCAUUGGCCUUUGCCACCGUCCUUAUGACCAUUAUGUACGUGUGGAACGACGUGUACCGGCGCAAAUACUACUAUGAGCUCGACCACAAGGUGUCACCGGAGAAGGUCAGGGAGAUCGCCACUAACCCCGCCGGCCUCUGCCGCAUUCCGGGGCUCGCGGUCUUCUACUCUGAGCUUGUCCACGGGAUCCCCCCGAUUUUCAAGCACUAUGUGGAGAACGUGCCUGCCGUCCACUCCGUCCUUGUCUUUGUCUCGAUAAAGUCACUCCCGAUAAGCAAAGUCCCGUCAGAAGAGCGGAUGUUGUUCCGCCGAGUUGAGCCAAAGGAGCUCAAUGUGUUCCGGUGCGUUGUGAGGUACGGGUACACCGACUCACGGAACGAGCAAGAUGAGCCAUUCGAGAGGCUCCUAUUUCAAAGGCUCAAGGCGUUUGUAAUGGAAGAGCAUUGGACUAUGACCGAUCGAUUGAGGUUGAACAAGGGCGAGGAUGAUGACGAGCAAUCGGUUGAUGGGUUAGAGACUGCAGAGAAUUGUGAGAAUGGGGUAAAAAAAGAGAUUUAUGAUGAAGCUAAUGAUGAAUGUAAUCAUAAGGCACAAGAGGCAUCGGAGAGAGAAAUUGCUGUGUUAGAUAGGGCUUGGCGUGCGGGUGUGGUUCACUUAAUUGGUGAGAAUGAGGUGGUGGCAGCGAAAGGGGCUAGUUUGGGGAAGAGGGUCUUGAUUGACUAUGCUUACAACUUCUUGAAGAGGAACUUGAGACAGAGUGACAAGAUCUUUGACAUUCCCCACAAGCGAAUGUUGAAGGUUGGGAUGACUUAUGAACUUUAGGGAAAGAGUUAGAUAAAUUAUGUUGUGAAUAGGGAGAAAUUACUAAUUAUGAUCAAGGUGUUAAAUUAUUAUGGUCAAGAAUCACAAGAUGGUAAAGUUGGUCUUUAGAGGGCACAAUGUAUAAGGGGGGCAAAAAUGAUGAACACGAAUGUAUAAGGGGGGCAAAAAUGAUGAACACCUUAUCUAGUGGUAUGGUUUAUACAAUGCAAUCUUCAGAAAUUUACAUUCCACAUGUAUACGUACUUCUAAUUGAUUUUUGGCUUUCUUUUCUCUUAAACUCUUGUAAUCAAGAAACUGCAACAGUGAAAGAAUGUUGAGGUGAAACAUGAAAAAUUCGUAUAAAGCUA
Messenger RNA from Syzygium oleosum, 2865 nucleotides. Its product is annotated as potassium transporter 5-like. Gene Ontology annotation, molecular function: potassium ion transmembrane transporter activity. Lineage: Eukaryota; Viridiplantae; Streptophyta; Magnoliopsida; Myrtales; Myrtaceae. Gene Ontology annotation, biological process: potassium ion transmembrane transport. Bases 140 to 2518 code for a protein of 792 amino acids. The record is from RefSeq and is a predicted model, not a curated record. Gene Ontology annotation, cellular component: membrane. The transcript has 8 exons.